UUAACUGUCCAUGGCGUCUGCUGAGUCUGUGGCAUUACAAUAAGCGCCAGAGCUCUGCAACAAAACCGAAAACAGUGGCACUGAGUACACACCAAAUCAAUUUUUUGAAAGUUUAAGACGGUUGUAGGUCCGAAUGAGCUACAAAUUAUCAAAAUGAUUCGGACUUGUUUUUUAUUAAUGCUUUUUACUGCUCUGGCUGCAACAUCUAAACUGAACGUACCUCGUGUCUUAUUACCAAUCUCUGCCAAAACGCCGGUGAAUUUCACGUUGGAAGUGUCCGAUGGGGGUUGCUACACGUGGUCUUCUUCUCGACCAGAAGCAGUCAAAAUAAUCCCAAUUAUUGACGAUGACAGAUGUUCUAGACAUGCUGUCGUUACUUCUUCAGGAACUUCUUCUCAUAAGACAUCGGCUAUUGUUUUGGCCAAAGAAAUAAACACGGGAGAACUUCUACGAUGUGACGUCAUUCUAAAUCACAUCCAUACGAUUCAGAUUGCUAUGAAAACCCGUGAACUUUUCAUUGAAGAUGCCCCCGAAGAAUUUUACGCCAGAGCAUCAGACGAUCAAGGCAAUGAAUUUUCUAGCGUUGACGGAUUGGUGUUCCGGUGGACAUUUGAAGGCCAUUCCACGGAUACCGAACCGGGCAAUGAACCUGUCUUGCGUUGGGUUCAGUUUGCCGAUUCUUCUUACGAAGUUAAACCGUCGAUAGCUGCUCUCGAGACACUCGGCUAUCAAGGCCAUGUCAUUCUCAUUGAAGGUUUGCGAACGGGAUCUGCCAAAGUGUCUGUUCGGCUUGAAGACGAAAUUUUCAAAAAUGUUCCUACUGUCGAUGUAAAUAUUGUAGUAGUUGCAAAUUUGGUCCUCGAUCCUCCAGAAGUUUAUCUUCUUCCGGGAACUGUUGUGCCUUUGCGAUUGAGCCAAAUUCGUCAAGGGAAGGCGGAAAUCAUUUCUUUACCUUCAUCACAAUAUUAUUUAGAGGCAGACGAUCCCAAAGUUAGCGCUACGAUUGAAAACACCGGUUCUGUUCGGGCUUUGGAACGUGGAUCGACACAUGUCCGUUUGCGUGACAGAAAUAUGAAGGAUCCCGAUGUUAGCCAUGCUCCAUACGUGAUUGUCCAUGUCGUACAUCCUCAUCGUCUUUCUUUAGCCUUGUUGCCAGAACGAAGCUGGGCAACUAUUCUUGGCAGAACCCAUGCCAUUCAAGUGGAAUUAUUUGAUGAACACGGAAAUUUAAUCCAAUCAAAUGACGAUGUUUUCGUGAAAGUCAAUGUUCCGCAAGCAUUUACAGUUGACAAAGCCACAACAAAUGGCACUUACCAUUAUGGUAAAGCUUCGAAGCUAGGAGUACACAAGGUUAAAGCCUCUUUACGCGCCAUUAAGCUGACUGAUGGCACUGAACUUGAAUUAAAUCCAACAUUGAAAGCCAGUGCCGACAUGGAGAUCUUUGAGAGCAUCACAGUAACUCCACCCAUCCAAGUGUUAGCUUGGGAUCCAGUAACUCAACCUCGUCACGAAAUUAAAUAUAAGGCUGCUGGAGGCGUAUCAACGCACCAUUUUGCCUCUUCAAACACGUCAUUUGCAGCAGUUUCUCAAGCUGGAGUUGCCAAAACUAUUGGACAAGGCUGGUGUAAUAUUUCGGCCAAUAUUCCCAAGUACCCACACUUACGGGGAGAUGCUGCACUCUACGUUCUUCCUGCCUUCAAUAUGAAAAUUUUGAAUCACAUCGUAGAAGUUGAAGAAGGCAAUUAUCUAAAUGUACCUGUAGCCAUGAAGACUCGAUUGCCCAACGACGAAGAAAUCGCAUUUGAUGAUUGCUCUGAUGUCUCGAUUGGAAUUGACCUUAGUGAUCGGAAGAAUUUCGAGAUUGGUCAAUUGGUUAAAGAUGCACCCAAGUUUAAAGGUUGUCGGUCAAUUCCAGUCCGCGCUAGUGGCAUUUCAGUCACCAAAUUAGCACUCACGUUCAAUGGCGAAAAGACUAUCAUUAAAGAUAGUAUAGUUUUGUCGUCAUACCGUAAACUUCGUUAUUUGGAGCCCGUUAAUCGAGAAACUGUCUUGGCUUUGGGGUCUUCACGAGUGAUUGUAUUUGAAGGUGGGCCUCUUCCAUGGAUAAAUAAACCUUCGGGCCAUUAUCGUAAAGCUCAUGUCACGAAUGAAACGGUCGCAUCUGUUGGCCAGUUGCUAGCCGUAGCCGAUAGUAGGCAUAUUCACAAAGACGUCUUCCAAGUCGAAGUCUUGUGUCGCCAAAUCGGUGAUACAGAAGUUGUAUACCAAGUUGGAAAUAUUGCAUCCUCUUCAAAUAUGUUUCCUGUUCAAGCCUCAACCACGAUAAAGGUUUCAUGUGCGCAUCCUGGGCAAAUUUUUUUGAUUCCUGAAGUACGGUUGCCAGACGAAACCAGAGUUCCCUGCACAAUUGACACGGUUACGCAAAGAGUAGUCAGCCAAUCUUACCUUGAUUUAAAAUUAAUAACGGUUGUGAAAGACGAAAAUGGACGCAAAUUGGACAAUUACUCUAGCGUAGAGUUGGAGUGGGCUCUCUCUCAGACGGAACUAGGGAAACUUAACAAAGAAGGGCUGAUGGUCGACAACAAACAAGCGGAUGGAUACACCACUUUUGGACGAAGUUAUCGCCUGUUGAGGCCUUCGGGUAAAACCGGCCCACUUGAUGUUACGGUGAGGAUUGUUGGAUACAAGCAGUCUGUGUUACGUUUGCUGGGUUUGACCGUUCAACCUUCCCUGGUUCGAUCUCCGGUGCAUAGCUCAGCAGACGAAGAAGAGGAAUUCAACGAAAGAUUGACCAACACGAUUGAUUUGAUACUUGUUGAUGAUGUCAAAAUCGCACCUGCAGGAGAAUCGCUAUUUAACCAUCCCAAGAAUAAGAUGAUUCUACACCUGUCUGAUGGAUCUGGAAGUUUCCACAUAGAUUACGAACCUAAAGAUAUUGCCCUGGUGGAAUACAGCACUACGAAUCGAACCGUCCAAAUAACUCCUCUAAUGAACGGUGAACUGAAAAUUACGGUAACAGAUCAAUGUUUGUGGACUCGUCAACCUGCCGUUACAACAAUCCAGGUUGUUGGCAUUUCACGGAUCGAAUUACAAGUAUCCGACAAAAUAGAGCAGGGCAGUAGUGUUCCUAUGAGUGUUCAAUUGUUUGAUACUCUAGGCCAUCCCUUAGGUGCCAAUGUCCUCCACUUUGUAAAGUUGCAGCCUCACCUUGGUUCCUCGAUUGUACGCGUUAAAGCUAGCGAAGGAUUAGAUCACACUUUGGAAGGGGUAGCAUUUGGUGAAACUACAGUCGCUUUCAGCACGGCUGCGGUUCGUAGCUCGGUUGCGAAUGUUCAAGUAUUCGCUCCGUUAAAACUCAGCCCUCGGAAUGUCACUUUAGUAUUAGGAGCUACAAUGCAAGUGGUGAGCUCCGGUGGGCCUCAACCAGAUGCCGUUGUCGAGUAUAGUCUUGAAAACGGACAGAUGGCAACGUGUACUUCAAACGGAAUCAUUGAUGCUAUUCAACUUGGACGCACAAAACUGUUUGCACGAGCAGUGGGCAUUGAUCGUCAAACAGGGAAAGCCCGGAUCUACUCCCAGGACCAAGUGGAUAUCCAUGUAGUACGUCUAUCAGGAAUCCGGAUAGCAGCUCCUCUGACUCGAGUACGACAAGACACUGAAAUGCCUGUAUAUCUGAUGGGCCUUGACGACUUCGAAGUUCCGUUUGCCUUUGGAACCUGCAACCCCCCUCUCAUCGUUGAAUGGCUUUUGAGUGAUCACCAAUCUGGACAGGUGGCAAGUCCUUUCCUUCAUAGUGGCUUGAACCCGUUGUCAAGCGGCAGUUAUUUUGCGACGCGCUUCAAGGCCUUACAACCGGGACACACAACUCUGAAAGUUAAAGUCACGUCCCGCCCAAAUUCUGGCCAGUUAGUUCGUACCGAGCUGACAGAUGAAAUUUCCAUUCAAGUUUACGAGUCACUUCAGCUAGUCAACCCGUUUUCCACUGCUGGUGACGCGAUCGUAAUGAUGCCAAAUACCGAACUCAAUCUGCGGACCAAUUUGGAUUCGUCUGCCUCUAUUGAGUACACAGUCGAAGGAUCGAAUGAUUUUGUUACUUCAGAUAGCAAAGGCAAUAUACGUUCGGGUCCUUCAGUGGGUCAUGCUUCACUCGUUACGGCGGCUGUGAACACCUAUGGAGUAGCGCAGUCAUUAAGCACUCUUGUGGAGGUUCGCUCUGUAUCCUACUUAAUGUUGACGGCUUCUCCACUUUUGAAUUUGGCACCCACAGAUCGUCUAUCGGUCGUCCCACGAGGAUUUCAUUUGGAGCUUCGUUUAAGCUACCGAGAUUCGCUAGGCCGAGCUUUUCAUGGGGUCCGAAAUCAACUCUUAUUCCGUCCUAGCCGUUUUGAUUUGAUUCGUAUUUCGUUUGAUCCCGACAAUUCGACACUCACUGUGCACGCUGAUAAAGUUGGUCAAACUGUUUUACAUUUGUCCGAUGAACUCAAUCCUGGUCUCAAGGACUACCUUCGCUUUGAUGUGGCUGACGUAAUUCAACCUCAGCAAGCUGCCCUCGUAUUAGGAGAUGUGGUUUGUUUUUCUACUCUUGUGCGGCCGUUGAAUGGAGGUGUUGGCAAGUGGUCAGCGGAUACUAAAAUGCUCAAUAUCGAUUCGGAUACUGGAGUGGCGAUAGUGAUUGGAGUGGGAACAUCCGAAGUGACUUACAGCAUUUCCGAAAAACAGAGCACAUCAACCGAAGUUACUACAGCUCAUAUUUCUUCGCUCCGCUUUGAAGAAACAUCAGAGAAAUCCAUUACAGAUUCACGGCGUGCUGGCCAAUUUUUCGCCAUUAGUCUGCGUGAAAACGGUGGCAGCUUAGUAGGAGACAAUUGUAGCGCAGAGGCUGUGACUCGUUUCGUGCGGCAGCAAACCUCACUUCUUACUUGCACCGUUUCAUUCGCAACUGAAAGUGAAAUCAACGUCGAAGAUGUUUUUAUUUCAAAAGCUGAAUUUGAUGCCAAAUCGGGAUUCUAUCAGUGCGUAGUGAAAGCGGUAGGAAAUCCAACCGCCGCAAGCAGUACUCUGGACACUGAUGUGAUUCUCAAAGCUCAGUUUUCCAAUUCUGUGGCUCACAUGGCAAUGCCUUUCCAUCCAGCCGUCUUCAUUCAAACGCCAGAAGUCCAUGUCAGUGAUCUUCAGCCAGCUUCGCAUUUAAUUAUAACAGGGAAAUCGAGCGUGCUUCGGCAACUAGAAUUCACCAGCAGUGAUAGCUCUGCUCUGAGCAUCUACGCUCCUCAACAUCCCUCGCCGAAUAGUGUCAAGAUACCCGUUCGUUUUAACCCUGGCUAUCUCAGUGAAAACAGCAGAACAUCGUUAUUCAUAACGCUUCGAAGUCCACUGACAGGACAACAUGUAGAGAUCGCGAUUAAGAUAAAAUUAUUUGGUGACCAUGUUCAGUGCGUUCCUGAUGCAACUUGGACUAACGUGAUUUCUUCAUUGUCGCAAUUUGUCCAAGAGAGAGCUUUUAGUCUCUUAACUCUACUUGGCACCUGUGCGGCCAUUUAUAUCGGAUACCGCUUCUUAGUUGGAUGGUCCCCUUACCGAACAAGCUCAAAUCCUGUGGCAUUUCUUCCGCCUAAUGGGAUCUCAGAAAACUCGGGAUUCGUUUCGCCUUUUAUUAAACGUGGACCUCAGCUCUGGAGUGUGAAUAAUGAGUCUCCACUUCAUAGUUCAGGGAUUUAUCCGGGAUCACCACACUCAUCACCCAACACCUCAUCCCCUUUACUGCACAGACGCCAAUCACCAUUCUAAUUUUUUUAAUAGUUCCUCAGUUCAGUUGACCAAUAUGUUUCCCCUUUCGUGUGAAUUUUAAUUUCGAAUGAGACAUUCAUGUGAAAGUAAUAAGAAAAUGUAACAUCUCUCCAAGUCCACCUGUUUAAAGAGAUUAAAAACAACAAAUGGUUGUCCUAAUUUAAAUUUCUAAAAAUAAUACACAGAUUGAAGUUGAAA
Molecule: messenger RNA, 5985 nt
Organism: Daphnia pulex (common water flea)
Lineage: Eukaryota; Metazoa; Arthropoda; Branchiopoda; Diplostraca; Daphniidae
Gene: Gp210
Product: nuclear pore membrane glycoprotein 210-like
Exons: 20
Coding region: 154-5787 (1877 amino acids)
Cellular component (GO): nuclear pore
Source: RefSeq, a predicted model, not a curated record